This is a messenger RNA of Rangifer tarandus platyrhynchus (Svalbard reindeer), 2457 nucleotides long. The record is from the annotation of a GenBank genome assembly. NCBI's taxonomy places the organism in Eukaryota, Metazoa, Chordata, Mammalia, Artiodactyla, Cervidae.
AUGGCGAGGUUCAGCCGGCGCGUCCCUUGCACCCUGCUCCUCGGCCUGGCCGCGGUGCUGCUGAAGGCGAGGCUGGUCCCCGCGGCCGCCAGAGCCGAGCUCAGCCGCUCCGACCUCAGCCUCAUUCAGCAGCAGCAGCAGCGGCAGCGGGAGGAAGCCGAGGAAGAGAGGCCGGAGGUGCCCGGGGCAUCCUCCACAGUCGCCGCUCCAGUGUCUGUAUUUAUGCUGAAAGUCCAGGUGAAUGACAUCAUCAGUCGUCAGUACCUCAGUCAAGCAGUUGUAGAAGUGUUUGUAAACUACACAAAGACAAAUUCCACAGUAACUAGAAACAAUGGAGCAGUGUUGAUAAGAGUACCCUACAAGUUAGGACUCAGCUUGACCAUUAUUGCUUACAAAGAUGGCUACGUGUUGACACCUCUACCUUGGAAGACCAGAAGAAUGCCAAUAUAUUCAUCAGUUACACUUUCAUUGUUCCCACAAAACCAAGCAAAUAUAUGGCUAUUUGAAGACACUAUUUUAAUUACUGGAAAAUUAGCUGAUGCCAAAUCUCAACCAAGUGUUCAGUUUUCAAAAGCCUUAAUUAAACUACCCAACAACCAUCAUAUUAGCAAUGUUACAGGCUACCUUACAGUUCUACAACAGUUUUUGAAAGUGGAUAAUUUUCUGUAUACAACUGGCAUUACUCUCAAUAAGUCAGGUUUUGAAAGCAUUGAAUUAACUCCUCUUGCUGCAAUAUGUGUGAAAAUAUAUUCUGGAGGAAAAGAAUUAAAGGUGGAUGGCUCUAUUCAAAUUUCUCUUCCUCUUCUACAUACAAAUGAUGUGAGUGCAGGGGAUCACAUACCUGCCUGGACAUUUGAUAUGAACACAGGUGCGUGGGUAAAUCAUGGCCAGGGAAUGGUCAAGGAAUAUAACAGUCAUUUAAUUUGGACAUAUGAUGCACCACAUUUGGGCUACUGGAUAGCAGCUCCACUUCCAGGAGCUAGAGGGUCAGGUAUAAAUGGAGAUUCAAAGGACAUAACUGCCUACCACACAGUAUUUCUUACAGCCAUAUUAGGAGGAACAAUAGUCAUUGUCAUUGGAUUUUUUGCUGUACUUCUUUGUUAUUGCAGGGAUAAAUGUGGUACUCCACAGAAAAGAGAAAGAAAUACCACUAAACUUGAGGUCCUCAAGAGAGACCAGACAACUUCAACAACUCACAUAAAUCACAUCAGUUCAGUCAAAGUUGCAUUAAAGAAUGAGGACAAAUCACAGUUAUUCAAUGCCAAAAGCUCCUCGUACAGCCCUCCGAAAAAGGAAUCAUCCAAGGUGGAAGCAGAAGAAAGAGUUUCCAUGGUGAAAACUCGGGAUAAUUUAAAAAUCUACAACGAAGAUGUUUCGUUUCUGUCAGUUAAUCAAAAUAAUUACUCCAGAAACCCAGCACAGUCUUUGGAGCCCAGUGUAGGGUCCAAACAACUUAAACAUGUUAACAACAAUAUGUCUUCGUCUCUAGGUGAUACUCAAGAGGAAAAGAGGUAUCUCACAGGUAAUGAAGAGGCAUAUGGGCAUUCCCACAUUCCAGAACAGAUCAUGCACAUCUACAGCCAGCCCAUAGCCAUCCUUCAAACAUCUGACCUCUUCCCCACUCCAGAGCAGUUGCAUCCUGCUAAGUCAGCUACUCUGCCGAGAAAGGGACAGUUAGUCUAUGGCCAACUGAUGGAGCCAGUAAAUAGAGAGAACUUUACACAGACAUUACCGAAAAUGCCAAUGCAUUCUCAUGCCCAGCCCUCAGAUGCCAGGGAAGAGAAUAUCCCACUGGAAGGUCAACAGAGUUUGCCAUCCCAAACUUCAGAUUGGAGCCGGUAUUCAAACAGCCUCCUUGAAUCUGUUUCUGUCCCUGGAACACUAAAUGAAGCUGUUGUAAUGACUCCCUUUUCAUCAGAGCUUCAAGGAAUUUCAGAACAGACCCUCCUAGAACUGUCCAAAGGAAAGCCCUCCCCCCACCCCAGAGCCUGGUUUGUGUCUCUUGAUGGAAAGCCGGUCGCACAGGUGAGGCACUCCUUCAUAGACCUGAAAAAGGGCAAGAGAGCCCAGAGCAAUGACACGAGUCUGGACUCUGGGGUGGACAUGAAUGAGCACCACUCAAGUAGAAAACUGGAGAGGGAGAAAACGUUCAUCAAAAGCAUGCAUCAGCCUAAGAUCCUUUACUUAGAAGACUUAGACCUGAGCAGUAGUGAGAGUGGAACCACUGUCUGCUCUCCAGAGGACCCAGCUUUAAGGCACAUCCUAGAUGGAGGGAGUGGAGCUAUCAUGGAGCACCCUGGGGAAGAGUCCCCAGGAAGAAAAAGCACCGCUGAAGAUUUUGAAGCCAAUAUAUCCCCCACUAAAAAAAGGGGCAGACCACCACCACUAGCAAAGAGAGAUAGCAAAACUAACAUCUGGAAGAAGCGAGAAGAACGCCCACUGAUUCCCAUAAAUUAA